AAGUGAUUAAAAUGAAGGUUUACGCAAUUUGCGUAGGGGGAGUAAAAAGCAUAGCCUGCGUAUUUCUCUCUACUUUAGUAAAAUGGCGGAGCUCAAGGAAGCAGACGCCGAACAACUACACCAGGAGGACGUCGAUAUAAAAGGUGGUGGAGUCUCAGACACACUGGUCCCAGAAGAGAGACAGCCUGCUGAGGAUGAUGCAUCUUCAGCCAGUAGUACUGUGGGCAAGACUGAGGCACUGGCAGGGGACAAUGAUGCCAAACCAUCAACCACAAUCAGUGAUAGACACAUCUCUAUCCAGACCAAACUAGAGGGCCUGGAGGUGUUGACCGACCUAAACGGAGCUGGGAGGAAGGCGUGUCCACUAUGCCCCGAGGAGAAGUUUAAGGCCUGCUACAGCCACAAGCUACGACGCCACCUCCAGAACCUCCACUGGAAGGUCUAUGUGGAGUUUGAAGGUCAGAAGAUGUGCAUCUGUCACCUGCCCUGCAGACAGCUGAGGCCCAGCCCCAGCCCCAAUGGAGACCAGGCUCCAGGCAGGCUGGUGGCACAUUACCACUGUGUAGUGUGUUCAGUCACCAUCGCCCGCAAGACAGACAUGAUCAGUCACCUGAAACGCCACGUCAACAAGGGAGAGACUGAGGCCAGCUACUCAGGCAGCUCUGAUGUGCCCUUUGAAGAGCCAGCUCCGUCUGGACAGGCCUAUGAGAUAAUGAAAGAGCUGGGGACCAAUGUUCAGCUCAUGCCCAACCAUACGACCCCACAGAAGACUGACACCUACUUCAACCGCAAGAUGAAGACCAACAGGCAGCUAGUAUUCUGUUCCCUGGCGGUCCUGGCUGAGGAGAGGAACCCCUUGGAGAGUCUGGAUGCGUUUGGAGCCACAGGCAUUAUGGGACUCCAGUGGGCCAAGCACCUGCGGAACGCCGUCAAGGUGACCAUAACCGACAUCAAUGAAGUGUGUGUCAAGAUGAUCCGCGAGAACUGCAACCUCAACCACAUCCGGGUGGAGGGGUCGCGGGGGUCAUCCCGGGUCCCUGACGGGGGGGCGGGGGAUGUGGACGGGGUGCCCAUCGCUACCGUGGAGGUCGCCAAGAUGGAUGCCAACGUUAUCAUGCACCUGAGGUCUUUUGACUACAUACACCUGGACCCGUUCGGCACGGCUGUCAAUUAUCUGGACUCUGCUUUCCGGAACAUCCGGAACCUGGGCAUCAUCUCUGUGACGUCCACGGACACGGGCUCCCUCUACUCUAAGUCCCUGAACGUCACAAUGCGCCACUAUGGCUCGAAUAUAGUCCGCACAGAGUACUACAAGGAGCUGGCUGCACGCAUGGUGCUGGCCACUGUAGCCAGGGCGGCGGCACGCUGUAAUAAGGGCAUAGAAGUGUUGCUGGCGGUGGCUGUGGAACACUUUGUCCUGGUGGUCGUCAGAGUCCUCAGGGGUCCCACCCAGGCCGACGAGUCAGCCAAGAGGAUCAGACAGCUCAUCCACUGCCAGUGGUGUGAGGAGAGGGUGUUCCUCAAACAGGGGAGCAUGGUGGAGGAAAACCUGUACAGACAACUGCCCUGCAACUGUCAUGGAAGCAUGCCUGGCAAGACAGCGGUGGAGCUGGGACCACUAUGGUCUGGUCCUCUGUUUAACUCCGGGUUCCUGAGGAGGAUGUUGUUUGCAGCGGUGCAGCACAGUAUGGAGGAUAUUCAGCCGCUGGUCAAGACUCUGAUCUGUGAGUCAGAGUGCACAACCCUCAAGUCCUCUGUUCACGGGCCCACUGCACUCAUCAACCAAGUGGAAUGUGGUGUAGUCAUCAAGGUACAGAAGGUGGAGGAGUCGGGCACCGCUGACCACUCAGGGAAGAGAAAGACAGGAGAUGAGCCAGGUAAUGUGGUGAAGAAGCUGAAAUCAGAAGGGUCUCUGGAGCACCCAGCGUUCUACUAUGGUAUUCACCGCCACAGCAUCAGAGGCAUGAACAUGCCCAAGUUGAAUAGGUUCCUGCAGUACUUGACGGAGGCGGGCUUCAGAGUGAGCCGUACCCACUUUGACCCAACAGGGGUGCGGACCGACGCCACGCUGGACCAGUUCAAGUCGGUGCUCACCAAAUACAGCGUGCCCACCUACACCAACACCACGACAACCCAAAACCCAGAGGAGACGGUACGGGCUAUGGAGUGACCCACCCUAGGGAGAAUCAAGGCCUCAUCACCUCUUCUCUCCCUCUCAGAGGUGACAUAUGUCUCAAAUGCCACCCUAUUCCCUAUAUAGUACACUACUUUAGACCAGGGUCCAUAACCCUAUUCCCUAUAUAGUGCACUACCUUAGACCAGGGCCCAUAACCCUA
Molecule: messenger RNA, 2336 nt
Organism: Oncorhynchus gorbuscha (pink salmon)
Lineage: Eukaryota; Metazoa; Chordata; Actinopteri; Salmoniformes; Salmonidae
Gene: trmt1l
Product: tRNA methyltransferase 1-like
Exons: 15
Coding region: 83-2170 (695 amino acids)
Biological process (GO): tRNA N2-guanine methylation
Cellular component (GO): nucleus
Molecular function (GO): RNA binding
Source: RefSeq, a predicted model, not a curated record